Gorilla gorilla gorilla (western lowland gorilla) is the source of this 1245-nucleotide messenger RNA. RefSeq names its product gamma-glutamyltransferase light chain 1 (gene GGTLC1). Gene Ontology annotation, biological process: glutathione catabolic process. Gene Ontology annotation, molecular function: glutathione gamma-glutamate hydrolase. The transcript has 6 exons. The coding region runs from base 300 to 1058 and encodes 252 amino acids. NCBI's taxonomy places the organism in Eukaryota, Metazoa, Chordata, Mammalia, Primates, Hominidae. The record is from RefSeq and is a predicted model, not a curated record.
CAGUUUCUUCUGUUGCCGGGCAACGCGCCUUUUAAACCUGAGGGAGUGGGCGCGUGAGCACUUAAUGGCGCCCGUGACAGAGCGAGCCUAACGGAUUAAUAAGCGCAGCCAGUGCCAGGCAUGCAGUGCAAACUCUAGAAAUAUUUUUUGCAUGCAGGAAUGAGUGAUUGAAUGCAGCAAGGGUCUGGAGGCUGAGGACCAGGCAGACAGACAUUCAGAGUUGCUGGAACGGGAAAGAGACAGGGAGUCAGACUGGUCAUGCAAGGCCAGCUCUGGGGUCUCAGCAGGUGGUCCACAACAUGACCUCCGAGUUCUUCUCUGCCCAGCUCCGGGCCCAGAUCUCUGACGACACCACUCACCCGAUCUCCUACUACAAGCCUGAGUUCUACAUGCCGGAUGACGGGGGCACUGCUCACCUGUCUGUCGUCGCAGAGGACGGCAGUGCUGUGUCCGCCACCAGCACCAUCAACCUCUACUUUGGCUCCAAGGUGCGCUCCCCAGUCAGCGGGAUCCUGCUCAAUAAUGAAAUGGACGACUUCAGCUCUACCAGCAUCACCAACGAGUUUGGGGUACCCCCCUCACCUGCCAAUUUCAUCCAGCCAGGAAAGCAGCCGCUCUCAUCCAUGUGCCCGAUGAUCAUGGUGGGCCAGGACGGCCAGGUCCGGAUGGUGGUGGGAGCUGCUGGGGGCACGCAGAUCACCACGGCCACUGCACUGGUAUGUGUCACACCUUUUCUCCCUGGCCGUGCCCACCCUGCACAGCCCCCAAGCCAUGCUGAUCACACUCCCAUGCCCCAGGCCAUCAUCUACAACCUCUGGUUCGGCUAUGACGUGAAGUGGGCUGUGGAGGAGCCCCGGCUGCACAACCAGCUUCUGCCCAACGUCACGACAGUGGAGAGAAACAUUGACCAGGAAGUGACUGCAGCCCUGGAGACCCGGCACCAUCACACCCAGAUCGCAUCCACCUUCAUCGCUGUGGUGCAAGCCAUCGUCCGCAUGGCUGGUGGCUGGGCAGCUGCCUCGGACUCCAGGAACGGCGGGGAAACUGCUGGCUACUGAUUGCUCCAGGCGGACAAGGCUGACAAGCAAUCCAGGGACAAAAUACUCACCAGGACGAGGAAGAGGACUUUGGGGGACGGGCUUCUCCUGUGAGCAGCAGAGCAGCACAAUAAAUGAGGCCACUGUGCCAGGCUCCAGGUGGCCUCCCUGGCCUGUCUCCCCACUCUCUGGGCCUCAGUGUAUUGUG